ACACACACACGUCACACACCCGAGCAGGAAGUUAACGGUGGAGUUUCCAUUCCUCCUCCGAGACAGAAAACUGAAUAAGGCUUUGUUUGCGUCUACCUCGUCUCAUAUCCACAUCCCUCACAGUUUUCUUUCUGGAAUCGCAUCUUUGGAACUAAAAACGAUGUCGCUUUACCCAUCUCUGGAGGACCUGAAGGUGGACAAGGUCAUGAGGGCACAGGCCCAGUUUGCCCAGUCCACCUCCACUGCUCCAGCAAUCACUGAGGGCACCUACCAGCCUGCUGUGCAAGGCAUGCCAAGCUCAAGUCUGUACCCAAACCUGGAGGAGCUAGGAGACUACAUGGGGCUAAGUCUCACCAGUGAUGAGGUGCAGAAGAACCUGGCUGUCAUCCCAGCUGCAGAUAAUCAGGUGGCCGUGCCCUCAAGUUUACGGGGCAUGGUGCAACCAGUGACGGGUGCUGAUGUGGGCAUCAGGAGAGCUGAAAUUCGCCCAGGUCUGAGGGAGGUCAUCCUCUGCAAGGACCAGGAUGGCAAGGUUGGCCUGAGGCUAAGAGAAGUUGACAAUGGUGUGUUCAUUCAGCUGGUGCAGGCAAAUUCACCUGCGUCUCUGGCUGGACUGCGUUUUGGAGACCAGGUACUUCAAAUCAAUGGGCAGAACUGUGCUGGUUGGAGCACAGACAAAGCCCACAAGGCACUUAAGGCAGCAGCUGAACAGCGCAUUGAGCUUGUGGUCCGUGAUAGACCCUUCCAGCGCACAAUCACCAUGCAUAAGGACAGCACUGGCCAUGUUGGCUUUAUCUUUAAGUCUGGCCGUAUCACUUCUCUGGUGAAGGAUAGUUCUGCUGCCCGCAACGGCCUUCUCACUGAUCACAACAUUUGUGAGAUCAAUGGACAAAAUGUCAUUGGACUCAAGGAUCCUCAGAUUAAAGACAUCCUGACCUCAUCUCCUACUACCAUGACCAUCACCAUCAUGCCCAAGAUCAUCUAUGAGCAUAUGAUUAAGAGGAUGUCAAGUGGCCUGCUAAGGUCAGCAAUGGAUCACUCUGUGCCUGAGGUUUGAGCCUUUUACACACUUUAGCUUCUUCCAGAACAUCUGCAAUCUACAUCAGGCCCUUCUAGCACAUGGCUGGUCUGUGUUAGAGUUAAUCCUGUCUUCAAUCAUUUUCAUGUAUAACAUAUAAAGUUUCUCUUUUUCUACUUUAGAUGUUCUUGUAUAUCUAUUUUUUCUAUUUUCCUUGUUACUGUUGCAUUGUUAAAUUGUAUUUUAUAAGUAACAAAAAUAAUCAUUCGUCACCUGUCCCUGAGUAUUACUGCCUUUGUGUUUUUGGUUUUAUUUUAAUUGCACCUUUUGAUUAGUUAUUGGGCAAACAAAAAACAAGGAAUAGGUUUGUUCCUGGGCUUCCGGAGACAGAUAAGGAUUGUGGGCAUUGACCUCAGUACUCUAAUAUUAAAAAUUUUGGAAAGUCAUUCACUAUGCACAGGUUUCAUCAGUCUCUCUUGUUAAGAGCUUAUCAUUCACACCUAUGUGCCAAUAAGGACUUUUACUGCCAGACUGUAAACAAGGUUGACACACACACACACACACACACACACACUUUUAUUUGUCCUUUUGAAAUAUAUAAAUCAUUGAUGACACUUUCUUUAAUUAUGUAAAUUCUAUUAUGGUUGCAAUGUAUUCAACUAUAGCCUCAACAUACUUGUAAUAAAAGCAAAUAAAUAAUUAUAGUGAUAAAA
Molecule: messenger RNA, 1731 nt
Organism: Clarias gariepinus (North African catfish)
Lineage: Eukaryota; Metazoa; Chordata; Actinopteri; Siluriformes; Clariidae
Gene: sdcbp2
Product: syndecan binding protein (syntenin) 2
Exons: 9
Coding region: 161-1057 (298 amino acids)
Cellular component (GO): cytoplasm; plasma membrane
Molecular function (GO): protein binding
Source: RefSeq, a predicted model, not a curated record